Molecule: messenger RNA, 1866 nt
Organism: Colletotrichum godetiae
Lineage: Eukaryota; Fungi; Ascomycota; Sordariomycetes; Glomerellales; Glomerellaceae
Exons: 7
Coding region: 1-1866 (621 amino acids)
Molecular function (GO): chitin binding
Source: RefSeq, a predicted model, not a curated record
AUGAUGUCGCCAUUCUUCAAACCGUCUGCUCUGCUGUUUUUGGCAGUAUGGAUAGGACGUGUCGUAGCCGACUUCGAACUCUACAAACUCUACAAUGAAGAUUCCUUGAUUGCGGGGCUCGCUCUAAGCAGCAGCUGUCUGGCAGCAUUGAACGCAACUGUCCGUUGUAAUGAAACCGCGGUCAGCCUAUUGGGAAGCGGUGCAGAUAUUCACUACUGGACGACUCCCGAGGUGGAAAACCUUUGCACCUCGGAUUGCGUCUCUUCCCUGAGCUCAUGGAAAAGCAAUGUUGACUCCGUCUGCGCGGAUGAGACCACGCUCCAAGCCGGUGUUAUCGUCAAGGCGAGGGCUCUCCCAGUUACCUUCACGUACAAUGCCGAGCUUGUAUGUCUGCAGGACAGUGCUUCCAACUGGUGUUUCAUCGAGUCACAGACUUGGCAAGGAAGCGACUACAUUCGCUACAGUCCAGAGAUGUGCUUCACUGAUGGAGACGACAACAGCACUGUGGCACCAGAGUGCGAAGAUCCGGACUUUGACUUGGGGACCGUGACUAGCGACAUGGCAGCCUUGACCAACAUAUACAAGAAGGAUCUGUUCUGCAACGAUUGCUUUUUGGAAAUCUAUCGACAACGCCUCAGAGAUCCGUGGUUACCAGUCAGCAACUUCACCGACUACUUGAUUGAGCAGUUUGAUGAUGUGCAACAAAACUGCUCUACGUCAUUGGCGUACACUACUUCAGCGUCGACAUUGUACGUGGGCACGCCAACGGCGACCACGACCUCUGGCGGCACGGCGACGGGAACCAGCCCACCCACAACGGCGACUUGCCUAGGCCAGACAAUAGAGCCAGAGUCAGAUUGGCUGACUUGCGAUGAUCUGUCUGACACAUAUAAUGUUUCGACAGGUGACGCUCGGGUGGUCACUGGGGAUCGCACUUGCUACUUCGACAAGGCGCUCUAUUUUCCCCUGCCUUGUGAGAUUGACACGGUCUGGGACUGGUCAAGUUGUGAUGAGCUUGCCGCUCAGUACUCAAACUCGACGUACAACGUCACCACCAGUCAAUUCCUCAGUUGGAACACCAACAUUCAAGGAAGCUGCUCUGGAGUUGCUCCCGGUCAGCGGGUAUGCAAAGGUUCACCAGGCGGCACCUUUCCCAAACCCAAUGUCACCAUCACCGCCCCUGGUGCGACAGGCUCGCCAACAUACUACUCCACAGCCACGCCUGCCUACCCAACCCAAAGCGGUACCAUCGACGCGUGCGGCAAUUACUACCUCGUCGUAGCCGGCGAUGACUGCUCAACAGUAGACCAGCGCUUCGGUCUAAAGUUUGAACAGCUUCAGGAGUAUAAUACGUACCUCCAAGACGACUGCCUCAACCUGUGGCUCAACUACGCCGUCUGCGUCGCUCCCGUGACGGCCCCAAGCAAGUCAACGGACGGCACAUGCCCGGUCGGCGUGACAUGCACCGGAAGCGGCUUCGGCGACUGCUGCUCGCCGUACGGCUUCUGCGGGAGCACAAGUGAGUAUUGCAACACUGGCGGCAACAGCACCGACACGCCGGACGGCAGCUGCGGGCCGGAUCACAACGGCUAUACCUGUGUUACCCCCUUUGGAAGUUGCUGUAGUAUCUAUGGCUACUGCGGUGACGGCUCCGAUUACUGCGGGGCCGGGAACUGCUACUCGGGCGCCUGUGACCCGGAUAUUGGUGGUCCCUCAAUCAAUGGGGAGUGCGGACCGUUGUUCGCGGGUAAUAAGACGUGUACUGGCACCACUUUCGGAACGUGUUGCUCUACUUCUGGCUUCUGUGGGAGCACCAGCGACUAUUGCUCAGGAUCGAACUGUUACAGUGGUGCCUGCACAACUUGA